AUGGUUAAUUCCACUCCAGACUCAAGUUCUUCCUCCUCUGCUUAUACUCCUAAACCUUCAAGUCCGUUAUUUCUCCUUCCUUCUGAUGUACCGGGGGUGUCUUUAGUUGUUGUGCCCUUUUCCGGGACUAGUUUUGGGGGUUGGAGGAGGAGUAUGAUUGUGUCUUUGUCCGCUAGAAACAAAAUAGGUUUUAUCGAUGGGUCUUGCACCAAGCUUGCUGUGGAUUCUCCCCAGUACAGGCAGUGGGACAGGUGCAAUAAUAUGGUCAUAUCCUGGUUAAUCAAUUCUCUUUCUCCAGAUAUAGCUGAAAGUGUACAAUAUUCUGAAACUGCUGAAAGUAUAUGGAAACAAUUGAAUAAUAGAUAUGGGACUGUUAAUGGAACUAAGCCAUGCAAAUCUUGUGUUUGUGCUGCUAAGGAGGGACUCCAGAAGGAGAAAGAAGAGGACAGGGUUCAUCAGUCCCUCAUGGGUCUUAAUGAGGUUUAUGUGGGGGUAAGAAGCAACAUCUUAAUGAUGCAACCAUUGCCAUCCCUUGAUACAGUCUACAACAUUUUGUUGCAAGAUGAAAAACAGAGACAGUAUUGCAAGAAACCUGGUCAUACAAUUGAGAAAUGCUACAAAUUACAUGGCUUUCCACCAAAUUUCAAAUUCACAAAGGGUAAGAAGUUUGGUACUGCUGCAAGUGCUGAGGGGCAGACUUCUGAACCUUCUGCAAUGUAUCCUCCUACUGAUCAAAGCUCUUUGAUCCCUGGGUCCCAACCUGUUCUAAUGGGAUCUGCCAAUUUUGCUGGUAGUACUUCUUCUCUUCCUGUGUGUUUAAAUGGUAGUUCUACUUUGUGCAUGUUGACUAGUGUAGCUGGAAGGGUUUGGAUAGUGGAUUCAGGGGCAACUGACCACAUGACUUCAAAUAAGGACCUUCUUUUUAAUAUUACACCUCUUCAUGUUCCUUACUUAGUUUCUUUACCUAAUGGUUAUAAGGUUAAGGACCAUUCUAUGAAGAAGCUACUGGAGCUUGGUAGAAUGGAUCAAGGAUUAUACAAAUUUCACCUCAACCAUUCCGCUCCUCCAACAAUCUCAUCUCCUAAUAACUCUGUUUUACAGAAUGCUGAAUUUUCUUUACAUGGAAAUGUUCCAAAUGUGAACCACAGAUCUGUUCCUGUUUUACCUUGUGCUACUGUUCAAACUGAGAAUUCAUGUCAUGUUUCUACUUUACCUUCUUGUACUGUUCCAAAUAAUGUGAAUAAAAAUGAUGUUCUUUGGCAUCAUAGAUUGGGGCAUGUUCCUUUUGUUCAAAUAAAGCAUAUACCUUCUAUCUCUAAUGAUUUGUCUGCUAAACAGUCUUUUAUUUGUCCUUGGCCCUUGUUUCAGUUGGAUGUUAAUAAUGCAUUUUUGCAUGGGGAUCUGGAUGAAGAGGUUUACAUGAAACUUCCUCAAGGUCUUUCUGUUACUUCUACAUCUUUUGCUUUAUCUGUUUCUUCUAAGUAUCCUACUUUGGUUUGCAAAUUGCAAAAGUCUCUUUAUGGUUUGAGACAGGCUUCUAGACAAUGGUACGCAAAGCUAUCUCAUGCACUCUACUCUAGGGGGUAUAAUCACUCAUUGAAUGACUACUCUUUGUUCGUUAAGAAAACUGACUCUUUUACUACCCUUAUAGCUGUUUAUGUAGAUGACAUCAUUGUCACUGAGGAUGACUUGAAAGAAAUUUCUGCUCUUAAAGCUUUCUUGGAUGCUCAGUUCAAAAUUAAGGACUUGGGUUGCUUAACUAUUUCUUGGGUAUUGAGGUUUGUUAUCUUCAAUCAGAGACCUAGAAUUCCACAUAUGACUGCAGCUUUACAUGUCUUGAGAUACUUAAAGGGAACUUCUGAUUUUGGGGUCUUGUUGAAUAAUUCUGCUGAUUUGUCUUUGAUGGCCAGUUGUGACAGUGAUUGGGCAGAUUGCCCUGAGUCUAGGCGCUCAGUUUCUGGUUUUUGCAUUCAAUUGGGUGCUGAGGCUGAAUAUAGAGCCAUGAGUAGAGUGGUAGCUGAGUUAGCCUGGUUAGUUCGCCUAUUAUCUGAUUUGGGUCUCUCUGUUGCUCUCCCAAUUCCUAUCUUGUGUGACAACCAGGCUGCUAUUCAUAUCGCCAACAAUCCGAUGUUCCAUGAACGUCCCAAGCACAUCGAAGUCGGCUGCCAUUUCAUUCGAACAAAGUUGGCAGAUGGUCUUAUCUCAUUGUCCCAUGUUUCUACUAGCUCUCAACUAGCUGACAUCUUUACUAAACCUUUGACAGGUCUACACCAUCGCGCAUUGAUUGGCAAGUUGGGCGUGUGUCCACCCUCCAACUUGAGGGGGGAUGUUGGAGUUGGAGUUGGAGUUGCCUGA
Nicotiana attenuata is the source of this 2355-nucleotide messenger RNA. RefSeq lists its product as uncharacterized. The record is from RefSeq and is a predicted model, not a curated record. NCBI's taxonomy places the organism in Eukaryota, Viridiplantae, Streptophyta, Magnoliopsida, Solanales, Solanaceae. The coding region runs from base 1 to 2355 and encodes 784 amino acids. The transcript is spliced from 8 exons.